AUGUCGGUGACGGAUGACAUCGUGGCAACAGUGCUCGAAAAUAUCGAGGAACGUGGUUAUGACGACGACAAACACAAAGCAACGCUCAUCAAAGACGAAGCCAAUCAAUUCUUCAAAGGUGACUCAUUUUUCUACUAUUUUGAAAAUCUCUAUUGAUUGCAGAUCAAGCCUACAAUGUUGCCAUUGAAUUGUACACAAUGGCAAUCGAAUAUCAUCCAACAGCAGUUCUCUAUGGAAACCGGUAAAUUACCCCCAUUUUGGGGCUGGAAAACCCAUAAUUAAAUAAAUAUCUUCAGAAGCAUGGCAUAUUUGAAAGAAGAACUUUAUGGUUCAGCUUUAGAAGAUGCAGACAACGCAAUCGCUAUCGAUCCCGCUUAUAUUAAAGGAUAUUAUCGAAGAGCCACUGCAAAUAUGGCUCUGGCUCGUUUUAAAAAAGCUUUGAAUGAUUAUCAAGCCGUUGUUAAGGUUAGACCAAAUGAUCCAGAUGCGAAGAAGAAGUUUGAAGAGUGUCAGAAGAUUGUGCGAAGAAUUGCAUUUGAGAAGGCGAUUUCCACUGAUCAUGAUAAGAAAAGUGUUGCUGAAAGUAUUGAUAUCAAUGUCAUGGGUAAACUAAGCACCGAAAAAAAUAUUCUCCUAAUCUAGAGUUCCUUUUCCAGCCAUCGAAGACAGCUACGAAGGCCCAUUCCUCGAUGACAAAAUCACCAAAGACUUCAUGCUCGAACUGAUCAGCAAAUUCAAAAACCAGAAAAAGCUCCAUCGAAAAUUCGCCUUCAAGAUGCUUCUCGAGUUCUUUGAAUAUGUGAAAACGCUUCCGACGAUGGUUGAGAUUCAAGUGCCGGCCGCGCAGAAAUUCACAAUUUGCGGUGAUGUUCAUGGACAAUUUUAUGAUUUAUGCAACAUUUUUGAGAUUAAUGGCUUGCCCAGUGAGACGAAUCCUUAUGUGAGUUCAAAUAUUCAAAAUGCCGCCAUUUUCUAGAGUGAAAUUAUAAGAAAAUAUUUAAAAUUCAUGGGUAAAAAUAGACAAUUUAAAAAAAUAAGGUCACGUUAAAUAUUUUAGUUUUCAAACUAGACAAUAGUUUGUUUCCUUCCAAACCCCAUUCCCGUUUUUCCAGCUUUUCAAUGGUGAUUUCGUUGAUCGCGGCUCCUUCUCAGUGGAGACAAUUUUCACAAUGAUCGGCUUCAAACUUCUUCUCCCCAAUCACUUUUUCAUGUCUCGUGGAAAUCAUGAAAGUGAUGUGAUGAACAAGGUACCUUUUCAAUUUUCUAGCUGAAAUUCCAGAUUCUCAUUUCAAUUUUUUCAGAUGUACGGUUUCGAGGGUGAGGUCAAAAGCAAAUACAAUCAACAAAUGAGCGAUUUCUUCACCGAAAUCUUCUGUCAUCUUCCGUUGUGUCAUUUGAUCAAUGACAAGAUUUUCGUGUGUCACGGCGGUUUGUUCAAAGAGGAUGGCGUGAAGUUGGAGGAUAUUAGGAAAGUUGAUCGAAUUCGACAACCGCCUGAUGAGGGAAUUAUGUGCGAUUUGUUGUGGUGAGUGAAUUUUGGGGAGGGACUAGGAUUUGCAUAGUGGAAAACUAGUCCCCGGAGAAGAACUGUCAAAAUCUGGCUUGAGCUCACAAGGGAAGGGAUACUUUUGAUGAAACAUAUCGAAAUAUACCAAAUCGAACAUGCUGAUCACGAUUCCGAAGUCAAAAAUUGCCACAAACUUCUUUUCUGGAGCUCCAAAAUUAAUUUUGGGUUUUGCCCAGUUUCACCUGGUUCCAGGGUGGAAAAUCGAUUUUUAUAAGGUUCUACACCUCCUUCUAAAACCUAUGGUUUUUUGAAAAAAUAUAAAAAACCAGCUGAAAACUGUAAUUUUUAAAAAAGUCUUGAAAAUACACGUUUUUUAAAGUUUUCACCUGGUUUUUCAAAUUUCUUGGAAAAACUAAAAAGCUUAUUCAUGUUAUAAAAAUUGAUUUUUCACUCAAGAAUAAGGUGAAAAUGGUCAAAACCCAAAUUUAACUUUGGAGCUCCAGAAAAGAAGUUUGUGGCAAUUUUAGACCUCAGAAUCGUGAUCAGCACGGUCGAUUUGGUAUAUUUUUAUAUCAAAAGUUGACCUUAUGCACUUCCUUUGGCAAAAUUAUUAUUAUUUUCUGCUAAUUUUUUGUGCAAAAGCGCUCAAAACUUCAAGAUUCAAAUUCCAGGUCGGAUCCUCAACCAAUCGUCGGCCGAAGUCCCUCAAAACGCGGUGUCGGUUGCCAAUUCGGUCCAGACGUCACCUCAAGAUGGUGUGCCGACAACGGAAUCGAUUAUGUGGUUCGAAGUCACGAGGUGAAACCCGAAGGCUAUGAAGAACACCACAACGGACAAUGCUAUACCGUGUUCUCGGCCCCAAAUUAUUGCGAUCAAAUGGGCAACAAGGGAGCGUUUAUCACGAUAACCGGCGACAAUUUGAAGCCGCGAUUCCAAACGUUCGAAGCCGUCGAUCACCCGAAAUUGCCACCAAUGGCCUACGCCAACAGCUUGUUCGGCUUCAAUUAG
Molecule: messenger RNA, 2515 nt
Organism: Caenorhabditis angaria
Lineage: Eukaryota; Metazoa; Nematoda; Chromadorea; Rhabditida; Rhabditidae
Source: the annotation of a GenBank genome assembly